AAUGUUUGGAUUCGAGUUUCCUGCCUGACAUUUCACGUCAGCCCGUGACAUCACUCUACUACUGACAGCCACCACGGACGCCUGCUGAGUACUAUCGGGAAUCCAGUGGCUGCUACCACAUCUGGCUAGCCUUAGCUAGUGUUGUGGUCUGGUAAUUCUAAGAUGCUACUGUAAUGAUUAUUCACCAGAUGUUUUGAAUGGGAAUUAAGAUAUUGCUUCGACCAGGUAUACUAGAAAUCUAGUGGGGGUUGGAUUAGCUGACCAGCUGCUUGUUGGCGUUUUGCGUAUUUGCUAGCUGGCUAACUAGCCAACUAGGUUAGGUUAGGUUAUUACAGAUUGUGCAUUAACCUUACGGCAUGAUCAACGUCAUGUUAUCAGCAUGGCUGGAUAAUUGAGACUGGUUUGCUGCCAUCAACUUUCAGGACAUCACAGGAUCAACAAUUUGAACUGCAAUCAAAGCAGGUUCAGAGCCAUCCAUGCUGCUGGCUAUUUUCAUGGUCUGAUGUCCCCUUGCCCCCGAAGUCUGCAAAUAUGAUGCCGAUGCUCUUGACCGUGUACCUAAAUGAUGGCGAGCAGGCUGCGUCGGAGGUGCCCAUCACCCCGGAGACGACGUGCCGUGAUGUGGUGGAGUUCUGUAAGGAGCCUGGCGAGAGCGGCUGCCACCUGGCCGAGGUGUGGCGUGGCAACGAAAGGGCCAUCCCCUUUGACCACAUGAUGUAUGACCACCUGCAGAAGUGGGGCUCCCGCAAGCAGGAGGUGAAGUUCUUCCUGCGCCACGAGGACUCUCCCGCCGACAACAGCGACCAAGGCAGCCAACAAUCUCAGGACCAGAGCAGUCGGUGGAGUGGGUCCAGCUCAGAGAAGCACAGCGAGAACGGGGUGGGUAACCCUCGUGUGGAGCUGACUCUGUCAGAGCUGCAGGAGAUGGCCAGCCGGCAGCAGCAGCAGAUCGAGGCCCAGCAACAGAUGCUCGUCGCCAAGGAGCAGCGUCUGCGCUACCUGAAGCAGCAGGAGCGUCGUCAGCAGCAGACAGUGUCGGAGGCGGAGAAGCUGCAGCGGCUAAAGGAGCGCGUGGACAGCCAGGAGGCCAAGCUCAAGAAGAUCCGCGCCAUGAGGGGCCAGGUGGACUACAGCAAGGUCAUCAACGGAAACCUGUCGGCGGAGAUUGAGCACAUCAGCGGCAUGUUCCAGGAGAAGCAGGGCGAGCUGCAGACGGCGGUGCUGCGCGUGGAACAGCUGAGCCAGCAGCUGGAGGAGCUGAGGAGAGGCAAGCUGAACGGCCUGCAGACCCUCAACACACAGCUCACCGGCACCGCAGCACUGGAACUACGCAAACUCUACCAGGAGCUACAGAUCCGUAACAAGUUGAACCAGGAGCAGAACAGUAAGCUGCAGCAGCAGAAGGAGCUGCUGAAUAAGCGCAACAUGGAGGUGUCGCUGAUGGACAAGCGCAUCGGGGAGCUGCGCGACCGCCUCUACAAGAAGAAAGCCGAGGCACGUCAAAAAGAGAACGUGCCCCUGAACCGGACCAACGGGCCUCCCUCUCCACAGCCGGCGCCGGGCAGUUCGGGUCGCGUGGCCGCCGUGGGUCCCUACAUCCAGGUGCCGGUUCCCGGGCGGCAGGAAGGGGGGUACACCGUACCGCCCGAGCCCCUCAAGCCAGCUCCCCUGGGGGUGAACUCGCCAGCCAACCACGCCCGCUCCAAAUCUGACGCAGUGCGAAAGCCGGCCGGCGCCUGGAAGGUGUCUGAUUUAGACAUCAUAGUGGACCCGGUCCAGCCGAGCCCGCCAGAGCAGCCGCCGCGGGGGCCCGGGGGCCCCCCCACAGCCGCCGGGGCCCCUCCCUCCUCCUCCUCCUUCUCCUCCUCCUCUUCCUCCUCUUCCUCCUCCUGCAUGGCGGGGUCGGACGGAGCCUCUCCUAACGAUGCUGGCUGGCCCACCAUUGGCAAGGGUAACGCCUCCCUCAAACCCCCCGACUGGAAGGAGUCUGGAGGAGGGGACGUCCCCAGCAAGACCCCCUCCCCGACUGGCACACCUGCCGAGAAGGCCCAGGACGGCGGUAAGCCCCCUCUCCCCACCUCGAAGCCCCAGCCCCCUCCGUACGGGGCUCAUACCAGCAGCCACCCCAACAGCGGCGGUGGCGGUAGCAGUGCGGGCAGCAUCAUGUCCUCCUCCUCCAACUCCGGCUCCACCUCCUCCCUGGAGCUCCGCAAGGACGUCAUCCCCUCUCGACCCGGCCCCAGCUCCUCCCCGGCCUCCUCCGCACCCCCUGGAGGACUUGGUGUCGGAGGAGGCCCCCCCAACCCCCUGCCGCCCCUCCCCGCCUGGCCCCGCACCAGCACGGGCCCUCCGCAGGGCUCCUCCUCGCAGCAGAUCCAGCAGCGCAUCUCCGUACCCCCGAGUCCCACCUUCCAGCCCAGCUCGCCCCUCUUCCCGCCGGGGGGUGGGGAGCGGGCCGACCACCCGCCCCUGGCCGUGGCCGUGCGGCCCUUCAUCCCCGACAGCAAGGGGUCGCGGCCCCAGUCGCCCCGCAAGGGCCCGGCCACCAUGAACUCCAGCUCCAUCUACCACAUGUACCUGCAGCAGCACGGCCCCAAGAACUACCCGCUCAAGCCCGCAGUGAGAGCAGUGUACGGGAAGCCAGUCCUGCACCCGGGCUCCACGCCUCCCUCCCCGCUCCCCUUCAACCCGGCCAUGGCGCACCACUUCCCCGGCCUGCUGGGGCCCACCGGCCAUCUCCUGCCCCCGGGCGAAGACCUCCCGGACGGGAUGGACCCUGCCGACUUCCCCCAUCUGAUGAUGAUGGGCCUGGGUAUGGAGGGGCCCGGAGGAGGAGGACACAUGCUGCCCCCGCCGCCCCCACCCUCCUCGGGCGUGGAGCACAUCCCGCGGCCCCUCAGCCCCACCAAGCUGCACCCGGUGGCCCACUCGCCGCUGCGUUACCAGAGCGACGUGGAGCUGGAGGUGCUCCGCCGCAAGCUGGCCAACGCCCCGCGGCCCCUCAAGAAGCGGAGCUCCAUCACGGAGCCCGAGGGCCCCUCGGGCCCCAACAUCCAGAAGCUGCUCUACCAGCGCUUCAACACGCUGGCCGGGGGCAUGGAGGGCCCCGUCGCCGCCGGGAUGCCCGGAAUGGGCAUCCACCCCCCCAUGGGCAUGCCACCCCCGCCGCCGCCACCAGGUGGCGUGCCGACGCCGUUCUACCAGCCCGGCGCCGGCACUGGCGGGGUGGUCGGCGCCGUUGGGGUGGCCAGCCACCAGGGCGGCGAUGCCGACAAUGGCAAUCCUCCGGUGUCGUCGUCGUCGUCGUUGUUGUCGUCGGAUGCCAUGCUCAUGGUUGGCACGGUGGUGGGCACGGUCGUGGAGGAGAUGGGCGAGGCGUUGAUGCCACAAGGAGGAGGAGGGGACGCCAAUGCCAACGACAACCAGCCUGGCUGCGCGGUGGUGACGCCGCCACAGCCAACACCGGCGGGCAACGAGGCCGUUCUGCUGCCACCGCCAUCGGAGGACGACAACGCCAAUAACAACCCCCCGACGUCUACCGCCGGCGCCACGCUGCUACCCAGCCCUGUAGUGGAGGCCACAUCGCCUGAGGAGACUGGUGGCACCCACGCUGCACUCCUGGAGAAGCGCAGUAACCUGAAGAAGCCGGAGUCUGAGCGUGCGGGUCACGGCCUGCGCGUCAAGUUCCACCCGCUGGCCCUGCUGCUGGAUGCCUCUCUAGAAGGAGAGUUCGACCUGGUGCAGAGGAUCAUCUACGAGGUGGAGAACCCCAGCAAGCCUAACGACGAGGGCAUCACGCCGCUGCACAACUCCGUGUGCGCCGGCCAUCACCACAUCGUCAAGUUCCUGCUGGACUUCGGAGUCAACGUCAACGCCGCAGACAGCGAUGGCUGGACACCGCUGCACUGCGCCGCCUCGUGUAACAGCGUGCACCUCUGCAAGCUGCUAGUGGAGUCAGGGGCGGCCAUCUUCGCCACCACCAUCAGUGACGUGGAGACGGCUGCGGACAAGUGCGAAGAGAUGGAGGAGGGAUUCAUCCAGUGCUCCCAGUUCCUACAUGGCGUGCAGGAGAAGCUGGGCGUGAUGAACAAGGGCACGGUGUACGCGCUGUGGCAGUACGAGGCGCAGAGCGGCGACGAGCUGAGCUUCAGCGAAGGAGACCCCAUCACCGUCAUCAGCCGCAAGGACGAGGCCGAAACCGACUGGUGGUGGUGCCGCCUCAACGACAAAGAGGGCUACGUGCCGCGCAAUAUGCUCGGGUUGUAUCCUAGAAUAAAGCCCCGUCAGCGCUCUCUGGCAUAACCCUGACUAUACACACCCACCCCACCGCUCUCUAUCCCACCACCACCACCUCCCAUUCGCCCCUCUCUGGACACCCCCUGCUGCACCCCAGGCAGAGGGCUGGAUCUCUGGCUGCCCUGGUGUGGUGUGGUGUGGUAUGGUGUGGGUGUCCUAGAGCAAGACAAGGCUGCUGGAUCAUCAUCCAGGCCGCAGCCCCACCAGCCCCCUCCAGCAGUCUCUAGGACCCAGUCCCCAGUCCCCAACCCCCCUGCCCAACCAUGGCCUCUCCUCGGGGGAUGGCGGCACAAGGGGCUACCAAGGCUGCUGAAUCACCCAGGCUGCUGAAUCACCCAGGCUGCAGAGCCACCAGCCCCCUCCAGGAGUUUCUAGGACCCAGUCCCCAGUCUCCAGUGCCCCAGCCCCCCUGCCCAAGCCAUGGCCUCUCCUCACGGGGGCAUAGGGGGCUACCCCAGCCCCGCCUGUCUCUAGGACCCAGUCCCCUCCAAUCCCCAGUCUCCAGCGCUCCAGCCGCCCUACCCAAGCCAUGGCCUCUCCUCACGGGGGCAUAGGGGGCUACCAAGCUGCUACCAAGACCCUGCGCUCCACCCCAGCAGGGAAGAACACCAACACUAGUGUUCACUUUGUGUCACUCCACACAGGGCCGAUGACUGCUUUGGACGGGUCCCAGGACAAAGUCAUACAAACUAUGUAAUGAGGACUCGAUUUUGGAAGCCCCCUCUCCCCCCUUCUCUCGCUGGGCCCAGGACAACCGGCCCCUUUGCUCGACGGCCCUGCCCACUACACUGUACUCCUCCUCCACACUGAUGAACUAAAAACAAUACACACACACACACACUACACACACACACACGUUACACACACAGAAACGGACAAGACACUUCACGGCAGGCAAGUUUAAGCAAGCUGAGAACAAGUUUACCUCUCGUUCCCCCUUCACCAACACCUCCAAAUCUCUAGUUCCCUAUUGGCCCGUUUCAGGCACCCCAGUCAAAGACUUCAACUGUACCUCUUAAUUCCACCUUUUUAAUGUGUGUGCGUAUGUGUGCUUGUGUGUGGGCGUGUGUGUGUGCCUGUGUGUGUGCGUGUGUGUGUGUGUGUGUGUGUAAAGAUGAAGACUUAUAGACAAGAAGUGCACGCAAAGCAAAUCGAAGCAAAGCGAAACUGAAGAUUUCUCUCUCUCUCUCUUUUUUUUUAAUGCAUUCCUUCUCUUCUCCUCCUCUCUUGGACACAAAGUGAUUUUUGUUCACGCAUUCAGUGCCGUGUGACGCUUCCUUCUCUUUCUCGACAUUUUGACGCGUGUCUACUACAAGGGAUAUAGUGUGCACAUUGGACUCUGGGCUUUUUAUUAUUGUUAUUAUUAUUAUCAUUAUUAUUAUUCCCUCACCAAGAUGAGCUCACGAGAUCGUGACGAAGAUGAACUUUAGAGUGCUGUGGAAUCUUAAAAAAGGACAGACCAACACUAGAGUGGCGGUAAGGAUUAGGUUUGCUCAGACAAAACCAUUGAUGAAUGAAUGAUGAGAGUGUGUGUGUGUGUGCGCGUCUGUGUGUGCGUGCGUGUGCGUGCGUGCGUGCGUGUGUGUAUUGUCUGCGUACCACGCGGGGAAGAAAUGUAUGCGUAUUGUUGGUACUGUGCAGACUAAAAGACUGCUUUCAGUGUAAACAGCUUCCGACAGGGUGAGUGAUUCUUCUCAACACUUACAUGACAGUAUUUCAACAUAAGGCGGGAAGUUAGAGGGCUUAAGCUGUAGCCGUCAUGGUACUUAGCCUUCUUGGGAUGACACAACACAUUGCACUUGUGUGUGUAAAUUGUGUGUGUGCGUGUUUGUCUGGUUAAACUAAAGGAGCACUUGAGGAUCAAAUACCACUGGAUCACACCGUAUUUACAAGCCUUUUUGUUUUGUUUGUUUUAAUGUUGCAUUACAUUUGGGAUUUUACAGCCCCUUCUUCCACCACCUCCACUCCACACUCCCGUCAAGUCUUUGUGAGAUGAGAUGUAUAAUCCUGCCUGAACGGCAGCAAAUUAAAGAGCUUUACUGUGGAGAUCUCCUGUAGAUACUGUGAUAAAAACAAAAAUAUUUGUUUUGUUUUUUGAUUUUGAUUUUUACUUUUUUUUUUCCCCUCUGCUCUAUGGUUUUAUGAUUUCACUGCCCUGUGGGGUUCUGUUUGCCAUAAGGAUACAGUACCUCACACAAGCAUUAUAUACAUGACGUGCACAUUAAAAACAAGUUCUGGCAUGACCUGA
This is a messenger RNA of Engraulis encrasicolus (European anchovy), 6544 nucleotides long. RefSeq names its product protein phosphatase 1, regulatory subunit 13Bb (gene ppp1r13bb). Gene Ontology annotation, biological process: regulation of apoptotic process. Bases 532 to 4302 code for a protein of 1256 amino acids. The transcript is spliced from 21 exons. NCBI's taxonomy places the organism in Eukaryota, Metazoa, Chordata, Actinopteri, Clupeiformes, Engraulidae. Gene Ontology annotation, cellular component: nucleus. The record is from RefSeq and is a predicted model, not a curated record. Gene Ontology annotation, molecular function: p53 binding.